Closterium sp. Naga37s-1 is the source of this 1323-nucleotide messenger RNA. The record is from the annotation of a GenBank genome assembly. NCBI's taxonomy places the organism in Eukaryota, Viridiplantae, Streptophyta, Zygnematophyceae, Desmidiales, Closteriaceae.
AUGCGAGUUUGCCGCCCUGUUUCGUGCCGUGUCCUCCCCUCCCCGCCCCCCCCCCUCUUCUUUCCUCUCCCCUCUUCCCCCCCUCUUUUUCUCUUCCCACCCUCUUCCUCCACCCUCUCCCCGCUCGCCCUCGUUACAAUCACGUGCGCCAGGCGUGGAGGUGAAGCAGGGCGAGCCAAUCGUGCUGUCCUCGGGGCUGACUGUCCCCUCAACAAACGCGUGCUCGUGCGAGUCAGGGUGCUAGCAACGCGCGAGGAGGAGGGGGAGGAAGGGGAGGAGGGGGAGGAGGGGGAGGAGGAGGGGGACCAUGUAGCGUCCGAAAAGGCAGGGAAGGCAGAGGGAACCCCGAAGGGCAAGGGAAGCCCGGGGGGGAAGGCGAGUCCGGGGGGAGGUAAGGAGAGUCCUGCAAGCGGAAAGGGGAGCCCUGCUAGCGUUAAGGGCAGCCCUGGGAGCAGCAAGAGUGGCUGCGCCGUCAACGGCUGCUGUGAGCCCAAGGGCAAGAGCCAUAGUCACGGAGCCUGGGCUGGUGCGGCUGCUCCUGGUGCUGCGGCGGAUGCUAGCCGUCCGAUCAUGAUCUGCUCGCUGACGGCGGGCGGCGCCAUGGAAUGCUGUCCGUUGGAUCUGAUGAUGGACGAGCCGUUUGAGAUCAGCCUGGUGGUGGCUGGGGAGGGAGAGGGGGCAGCAGGAGAAGGAAAGUGCUCAGUGCAUUUGUCAGGGUAUUACAUGGCUGAGGGGGUGAUGGGGGGGGAGGAGGAAGGGGAGGAGGGAGAGGAGAGCGAGGAGGAUGAUGAGGAAGGAGAAGAGGUGGAUACGGACGAGGAAGACGCACACCUUGCUGACCUGCCGUUGGAGUGGCAGAGGGCGCUUAUAGGAGGCAGCGAUGAGGAUGAUGGGGACGAGGUUGAAUUCGGCGACAGCGAGGAGGAGGAUGAUGAGGAUGAUGAUGAGGAGAUGGAGGGCGUGGUGCUGGCAAACAGCAGUCAAACCGGAGUGCGUAUAGUAGAGAUCACGGACGAGAAGCAGGGAGCAGGGAAGGCGGCUGUAGCCGCUCUUCCCAGUGGGGAGCCCGUGGUUCAGGAGGCGGGUGCUACAGCCGGUGCUGGUAGCAGUGCCAAGGGGAAGAAGGGGCAGCAGGAGAAGGGUAAGGAGCAGGGGAAGGGGAAGGGGCAGGGGCAGGGAGUAGCAGCGGCAGGGGCAGCGGCAGGGGCAGCGGCAGGGGCGGCAGGGGCGGAGAAGAGGAAAGGAGAGGCGGGUGCAGCAGGAGGGGAAGCAGCAGCAGCGGCACCACCGGGGAAGAAGAGCCGUCUGGCUGAGAAAAAGUAA